Molecule: messenger RNA, 1452 nt
Organism: Patiria miniata (bat star)
Lineage: Eukaryota; Metazoa; Echinodermata; Asteroidea; Valvatida; Asterinidae
Product: lactadherin-like
Exons: 4
Coding region: 36-773 (245 amino acids)
Source: RefSeq, a predicted model, not a curated record
UGUCAUUUUUUACCCUGAAAAGGGUCAGGCCCCACAUGACCCUUUUCCGGGUCAAAUCUGACCCGGGACUUUUUAGAGUGACGGACAGCACAAUACUGCAUGAUUUGUUUAAAAGAAUGACACAAUGUUGUAAAAGUCUCGCGCUGAUGUACAUUCGACAUAGGAAAAGAGCAAAAGAACCAUAUCAUUGCAAGUCUUUUUCCCCCUCGUUUUCUAGAUUAGCAAGAAUGAAGGUUUACAUGUGCCUGCUUCUCCUGAUGGUCGUUGGAUGCACCUUGAUUUUCGCAGAGACGGACGACGUUUUAGAGUGCAAUGAGGCUGGACCCUUUGGGAUGGAAGAUGGACGUAUCCCAGAUGCAAGCAUCACAGCUUCGUCAUAUUCCACUUCUUAUCCACCGCGAGAAGGUCGGCUAAACUUUGACGACGGAAGCUGGAGGUCAGGUUGGUGUAAUGCAGAUAGACGUGAACUCCAACCUUGGAUCCAAGUGGACCUGGGUUGCGAUGGAAUCAUCACUAGCGUUAUCACGCAGGGGAUGAGGGGCUAUUCUUCGACGGUGAUAUCGUACAGAGUUGCCUACAGCGACGAUGGACGAGAAUGGACUGUGCUCACCAAUAAUGGAUCAGUUGUCUAUUUGCGUGGAUCCUAUAACAACGACACCGCAGUGACCAAUACUUUGCCGAGAGCGAUCCGGGCCAGGUUCCUGCGCAUCUACCCUCGGGGGUAUUACGUGGGCAUCUGUAUGCGCUUUGAGGUCGUCGGCUGUUGUCCCUAGUCAACUCCGUGCAUGCAAAAACCCUAGCUCUAAUGCUUAAUUGGAAAUAUGAUAAACUUAAACAUACCAGCACAAAAACCAAUGAACAAACAAAUGAAUUAAAUAUAAAAUGCAUGACGUUUGCGCUAAGAUUAACCACUUACAUUCUGAAUGAGGGCUACGGUGGACCAGUCUAAAAACUCUGAACCUACAUAAUGACAUAGCUACAGCUCUUUAGUGUCACCUUCCAAUGACCAUUCGAGCUCGGGUUUUCUGAUCUAUGCUGGAAAAAUAAAUCGGUUUGAUGAAAACUGAAAGUUAACAUUAAUUAACAUUUGCCUUUUUUUUAGAGUCAUAAAGAUUUUCAUUGACACAAAAUAUAAAAUUUAAUUACUAUAUAUUGACAUGGGCUAUACAGCAUCGUUGUUUGCAUGUAGUAAAUUAUAAAAGCAGAAUAUUGGGACAGAACACGAACUAUUCGCCAACCGUAUGUUCAAGCACCAUAGAAAAACAUGCGAGUCACCAACACGUUGCAUAUUGGGGAAUUUUGGUGGUUGAUUGGUCAAUUUAGUUAAGGCACUGCUGCAUGGCAAAGAAAAGCUACACAUUUAGUCUAAAAGCGGCUGUAUUCGGGGCAAGAUUUGACUUAAACUUGAUGAUAAAUUGCUGACUGAAUGAUUGUUUGAUUUCUUACUGAUUG